Molecule: messenger RNA, 6127 nt
Organism: Hypomesus transpacificus
Lineage: Eukaryota; Metazoa; Chordata; Actinopteri; Osmeriformes; Osmeridae
Gene: irs4b
Product: insulin receptor substrate 2-B
Exons: 2
Coding region: 322-4290 (1322 amino acids)
Biological process (GO): insulin receptor signaling pathway
Cellular component (GO): plasma membrane; cytosol
Molecular function (GO): phosphatidylinositol 3-kinase binding; insulin receptor binding
Source: RefSeq, a predicted model, not a curated record
GUCUAGAGAGAUGUGUACAGAGGGGCGAACAGCCUGGUAGUCAAGCUAGCUAGCUCGGAUUCUACCGAUUAUAGAACCGGGGGGGAACGUGGUCAUGUUGCAAACGGUGGGCUUUAUUUCGUAAAAGCCCAUAUUGGAAUACCGUUUUUUUUCCUUUCUAUUUGGAAGGAGGUUCGGGCCAUUGUAACGGAAUAGGGAAUUGCUUGGAUUUUACCAUCGAACCCGUGCAGCGGGGACUCCGGAGCGUCGCCUUCCGAAACAAGAAUGGGGUCUUGGUCCACACUGCUGCUUAUAUAGACUGGCCUUUGAUAGCGUUCUUUAAUGGCAAAUUUCACGAAUUACCAGGAGAGCCGGGGCGCAAUGUUGAUGUUGGAGCAAAGGGCAAUCGGUACGAAACCAGCCGCUGCUGCGGCCAACGGCGACACCUCGGUCGGGGAACCCCCUUCUCCGUUAAUUAAUAUCGGCGGCGGCGGCGGCUCCCGUUUCCAUCAACACUUGCCGCCCUCGAAUCACCACCAUCACCACAGCGGCCACCUUCUUUACCCUCAGACCACACAACCAAAGGAUCAACAGCACCCACUAGCUCACCACUACCAGGCCGCCCAGCACCAACACCUCUCCGGCGAACACAUCCAGGAGUCCCCGGUAAGAAAAUCAUCUUCUUCGUCUUUGAACCUUGUACACGAAGACCCUGUAGCUGCCGUUGCUACCACUAGCCAUGCAUACGCCGCGUCCCUGAGCGCCACCAAUUCGAUAGCCGCUAGUGCUAACGUCAGCGUCUCUACCUCAGACGUUGUGGACGAUAUUCGGAAAUGUGGAUACCUGAGAAAGCAGAAGCAUGGACACAAGAGGUUUUUUGUGCUUCGGGCUGCGAGCAAUCUAGGCCCCAGCCGGCUGGAAUACUAUGACAGUGAAAAGAAAUUCCGGAAUUGCCUGCGGUCUGCUGCCGCGGCCGCUGCUAGCGGUGCGGUCGCCCCUUCUCCCCCUAAACGAGUUAUUUACCUCUACCAGUGUUUCACCGUGAACAAAAGGGCGGAUUCGAAAAACAAGCACCUCAUUGCUCUGUACACUAAGGACGAGUACUUUGCUAUCGUGGCCGAAAACGAGCAGGAGCAAGAAGAUUGGUACGUAGCGCUCAGCGAACUGAUGAGUGAGGGGAAAAGGGGACAUCUGGACUCUGACGAUCUGGAUGACGGUUACGGCACCGUCACCCCCGGUACGGUAUUCAAGGAGGUGUGGCAGGUGCACGUGAAGCCUAAAGGACUGGGUCAGACCAAAAACCUCACAGGCGUGUAUCGUUUAUGCCUCUCCACGAAAACGAUUCACCUGGUCAAGCUCAACUCCGAAACCCCCUGUGUCAACCUGCAGCUGAUGAACAUCCGACGAUGUGGACAUUCCGAGAGUUUCUUCUUCAUCGAGGUGGGUCGUUCCUCCUCCAUAGGACCCGGAGAGAUAUGGAUGUACGUGGACGACUCCGUGGUCGCCCAGAACAUGCACGAGACCAUCCUGGAGACCAUGAAGGCCCUCAAGGCCUUUUCGGAAUUCCGCCCCAGAAGCAAGAGCCAGUCGUCGGGCACCAACCCCAUCGCUUUCAUCACCACCCGCCGUCACCUAGGCAACCUGCCGCCGAGCCAGACAGGCCUCCAGCGCCGCUCGCGGACCGAGUCAGUGGUCGGGACUCCGCCCUCCAGCAAGAGCACGGGCGCCAGCGGAUACCGCUUCCGCACGUCGAGCGAGGGCGAGGGGACGAUGAACCGGCCGUUCCGCUCCGUCACCGGGAGCCUUGUCCACCUCAACUCCGCCCGGCUCCACCUGGGACGCCAAGAGAGCGGGGCCGGCAGCACCGGGAGCUCCACCGGUACCGGAGGAGGAGGCGGUAGCAGCAGCAGCAACCGUUACGUCCGGGCCUUACCGGGCUCCACCUACCACGCUCGCUCCGCCUCUCUCCCAGUGUCGCACUUUCCCUCGGCCACUAGCCCGGUCAGCGUGUCCAGCAGCAGCGGCCACGGCUCCGUGUCCGACACGCUGACCCGCCCCUCCUCUGCCUCCAUCUGCGGCUCGCCCUCCGACGGCGGCUUCAACUCCUCCGACGAGUACGGCUCCAGCCCCGGGGACUUCCGCUACUUCCGGGUGCGCUCCAACACCCCGGACUCUCUGGGCAACACGCCUCCCAUCCGCGAGGAGAACUGCCUCAGCGACUACAUGGCCAUGGGCUGGCACCGCGAGGUGUUCGGCGGAGCCGGCGCCGGCAACGGCGGGGCUGAGACGCCGAGAGACGAAGGCGCGUGUGCGGAGGACGAGCGGUCGUCGUCGGCGACGAGACGGACCCACUCCUUCUCCAGGCCGGCGGCGGGCGGCGCCAGCGGCGUGGCCGUGUACCAGAAGAUGAUCCAGACGGCGUUCUCGCAGGACGAGGGCGUGGGGGAGGGCCUCUCUCUGGGACGGCCCCCUUCGUCCUCCUCGUCCUCACUCCGCUCCGACUACAGCUCCUGCUCCGAACACAGCCAGAACCGCCCGGCGCCGCCCCACCUACACCCCGCCUCCUCGUCCACGGAGGACAGCGGUUACGUGCCCAUGACGUGCAGCGUCGCCACGGCGUCACCCAGGGACGCGCCCCCCCCCGACUACAUGCCUAUGCAACCCGGCUGCUCCCACCCUCCCCCUCACCCCCGCCUCUCCUCCUCCCCCCUGCUCCACAGCCCUGUCCUCUCCCGGCGCUCCCCCCGCCCUCACCCCCAGCCCACGGACUCCCACGGCUACAUGAUGAUGCUACCGGGGGGAGGCAACUCGUCCUCCCCGGUGCAGGCUUCCCCCAGCCCCCAGAGCGGCGGCGGCACGGCAGGGGGGCCUGGAGGUAGCGUUAGCGCUAACGCUAGCGAGCGGCCAGAGAACGGGGAGUAUAUGGACAUGUCGUACAGCGUUGGAGGGGGGAGGAAGGUCCCCAACGAGGGCUACUUUGCACUGAGCACCCCAGGCACACCUAAGUCUUACAGCCCCUACUUCUCCCUCCCCCGCUCCUACAAGGCCCCCGCCAGGGAGAGGGACGAGAAGGAGCUUGGGGAAUACGUCCCCAUGUGCUCGCCGGCCAAACCGGUGUAUUCCUCUUCCUCCUCCUCCUCCGCCUCCUCGUCCACCCCGGAGAACAGGGGCGGGAUGGUGGGUAUCACCCCUCCGUCUCACCCCCCUCCCCCGUACGGGGCUCAGCACGUCACGGGGCUCGACCGGCGGGUGGUACGACCCAACCGCCUCCCCCUGGGCAGACGGAGCUUCCACGGGUCCCCGGCCAACGGCAGCCCCGCCCACGCCCCCGGCAACGUCUCCGCGGCAACCGAGGGCCCCUCCAGCCCCGGGGAGUACAUCAACAUUGAGUUCGGGGACCAGUACCCCUCCUCUUGCUCGCUGUCUGCCCAGGAAGGGGCUCCCUCGCUAGGCCCCGGGGACCCCCAGCGGUCCCCCCCCCAGGCCCCAGCCCCCCAGCAGGACUACAUGAGUGUGGACGUGGUGCCCAAACGCCAGAGCCCUCGACCCUCCCUUGUGGCCCCCUGGAACCCUCCCAGCUACAUCCGACCCCUGGCUACGGCUUCCGGGCCACUGGCCCCUUCCUCCGGGGGUCACUGGAAGUCGGCCGGAGAUGAAUACACCGACAUGACCUUUGGGCUGGGUGGCAGCGAGGGGGCGAGGGGGGGGUCGCGGAGCCCCACAUCCAUGCUUCAGCACCUGUGCGUGAUGGAGGGCCACUACCAGGCCCUCACCCUGGCCCCGACCUCCACCCCCACCGCCCCCCUCUCCUCCAGCCCCCAGACGGAGCCGCCCAAAGUGGUGCGGGCCGACCCUCAGGGGAGAAGAAGACACAGCUCUGAAACCUUCGCCUCCACCCAACCCCCAUCCGCCACCAGCCCCGCCGCCCCCAACGGCGCCCACCACCCCCCGGAGGCCUCACGUUGGCCCGCCUCCGGCUCAUUCGACAGCGUCUGGAUGUGUGUCGAGGGCCAAGGGGGCUUCGCCGAUCCCCUAGCCCAGCCAGGGGCCUCCGAUGUGGGCCUGGCCCCCGCCGGCAUGGGCCCCUCUGGAGGAGGGAGGGUUUGCCACCAGAACGGACUGAACUACAUAGCUCUGGAGCUGAGGGAUGAGGCGGUGCCCGUGCCCACCGCCGCGCCGCACCUCAACCGGAGUCACCGGGACGGGGGGACGGGGUCUCCGACCGGGGCGCUGCCGUUACCGGAGAACGGGGCGUACGCCAGCAUCGACUUCUCCAAACCGGACGGGGUGACGGCCACGUCGAAAGACUAGAUGGAUAGAGAACACACUCUCCUGAGCCACCAUGUGCUUGUGAUCAUCGGCCCCUCCCACCUAUGAUGUCGUCGUUCCCCCCCCCAUGUCUGGGAGCCACGCCCCUAUCAACCCCGACAGCAGCAACAGGAACAUCGCCACGACAACAGAGGCAAAGGAGUCAACUCUGGUGUUCUAUGUUGUUCUAUUGGACUCAUUUUCAACUUUUUGGGGGGUUCAAAGAAACAUAUAUAUAUUUUUUUUUUUCGUUUUGUUUCCUUCUCUUGUGAGCUGGUUGAGUCUUUGGCUCAGUAGCAAAACGAGACUUUUAACACAGCAGCGACUGAUCCACGUCAAGCUGCCACGUCAUUGGCCGGAGAUGCCCCGGCGCUCUGAUGUGAUUGGCUGACGUGCAAGAAGCACACGUUGAAUCUGAGCAUUGAGCCAAAACGAUACAUCCAACUUUACGAUGCUGUACGGUACACACAUCCAACAAUGAGGCUAACCGGAGGCUAGUUUCCCAUAGGGUUUCACUAGCAUUGGCGCUACUAGCCUCCAGCCUGGUUGCUAACAAGGUCCUGUUUUACUUUGCCACUGUGGGUUUGGUUUUUCCCAGUUACAUUUCACUGUUUACAUGACACUUUAGUGUUUGGAUGGUGCUGGUCAACAUACAAGACAGAACUUAUGGUACUUUGUUUUUUUCUUCUCUAGAAUGGUGUGAAUUACAGUUCUGGUAAAGUGUGUGUGACACACACACACACAGUGACACACACAUACACACACACAGAAUGGCUGCUUUAGUCCCUGUUAACAAUUUGUAAUGACUCCCUCAGUUGCCACUACAUGAAUCACACUCUCACACGUCCACACACACACACACACACACACACGGCUGUGCACACACACACACACACACACACACACACGGCCGUGCACACACACACCAGGAACCCAGGCAGGAUAGGGUUCAGGGGCUCUGGGACCCCCAAGGACUGGAAAUGCCCCCCCCCCUCCCUCCUUUCCUUCCUUCCUUCAAAUAAAUUCAAAUAACUGUCACCAAUGAAUCAACAAAGCCAGUUAGGUCGUCUCUUAUUACGACACAUCAUCUGCUCAUGUGACUGAUCUGAUUGAUCACCUAUGAUUUACCAAUGUAUUGAUUCCAUCUAGGGAUUAACCUCUUUUGAUUUACCUGGAAAGGAAAGUGGAGACAUAAUUGCUAAUAUUCCCACACACACCAAGGACUUUAAAGGUACUGCAUCAAUAUGCAACUUCACUUUUUUUUCUUCUUUUUUUUUAAAUCUAGUUUACAGAGGAAAAAAAUAAUAUUUUUUGGUGUUGACGUUUUGAUUGAACUUGAGAGGAGUUUCUUUUGUUCAUCUUGUUUUUCAGAAAAAGACUCACCGGUAAAGGAGAGAGGGGAUAACUGCUUUUUUGAGCACACAUAGCGGAACAUUGUGCAGUUUUUGUAAAAACUGAAAAUUAAAAACUCUGCCUAAUGUUUUGUAACUCUUACAUUUUAUUUGCUGCUGUGUAGUACAAAAAACAAUGAUUUGGAAUGCUGUUGAUGGCUACCAUGACUACGACAACAACUAGGUCGACGACAACAACAAGGGUGUUGUCGUUGCCAUGGCUACUUGUAUUAAAUAUAUUGUUUAUUUUUCUUUCAUUUUCAGAAUUUGAAUGCUGUUGUCAGUAGUUCAACAGAUAAAGGAAAGAGUUUAAGAAGUUUUCAAACUUUUGGACGUGUGCAGGCUUGUUUAUAACUCUCCUCUGCUGCUGUCAGUCUAAAUGAGAUCAAAAUAAAAAAUUAUUGAUCAAUUCCAACAAAUAAAAAGAUUGGGGGGGGGGGGGGGGGGGG